This is a messenger RNA of Letharia columbiana, 2490 nucleotides long. RefSeq lists its product as uncharacterized. Gene Ontology annotation, biological process: phosphatidylinositol-mediated signaling; phosphatidylinositol phosphate biosynthetic process. NCBI's taxonomy places the organism in Eukaryota, Fungi, Ascomycota, Lecanoromycetes, Lecanorales, Parmeliaceae. Gene Ontology annotation, cellular component: cytoplasm; plasma membrane. Bases 1 to 2490 code for a protein of 829 amino acids. The transcript has a single exon. The record is from RefSeq and is a predicted model, not a curated record. Gene Ontology annotation, molecular function: 1-phosphatidylinositol 4-kinase activity.
AUGUUCACCAAACAGUCCAUUAAACUCGGUGUAUCAUUGUGGCUAGGCGUCAUAAACGAGAAUCCAUGUAUGGAGCCAAGACUCCUUGCAAUAAUUGCAGAGGACUGGGAGAAGACUGUAAGGAAUCAUGUGGGGGUCUUCAGCAGCAAACUCCAACACCUUGACCCGUUCUACAUCAAAGAGGAGUUUGCGCCUUCGGAGAAGACCGCCUUGAUGAAGAAACAGCAAGCAGCUCACAAUCUGAUUGCUCCUCAUCUUCGAAUACUGCAAUUCCUCUCCAGCCACUUUAACGCCGGCCGACUUGGGAGUCCAAAUUCGCAGCGCAUAUUUCAUAAGCUAAUAGUUGGGACUCUGGAAGGACUGAAAAGCUCUGCCGGACAUCCUCUAGCUCGUGAAUUCCACUUUCAAGUGAUUCUGUUUGGGCUCAACAUCCUCAGACAUGGGACCAGUAUCGAUCAAGCGGCCCGAUGGAGACUGAAAGAUACGAUCCUAAGCGCUGCGCUGUCUUGGUUCUCUCAUCCACCACGAUGGUCAUUUGGAGGAAAUCGCCUGCAGAUCAAAGCGGAAGUUCGUCUGAUGGCCGAUGUUGAAUCCGCGUUACGAGUUGUAUCUCCUCUCUUCGCGAAAUGUAUGGGAACACUGCAAUCGCUUGCUACAAAACAAGACUUACUCUUGAUGCUGGUCGAAGACGAGCACAUGCGUUUGGUCGUUUGGCUCUACCCGCUUGAUCACGAAAAGCGACACCUUUUCUCGUCGGGGCACCACGGCAAGGUUCCUUCAGAUGCAAUGCUCUCCUCGGUGUUGAGGACUGCAUGGACAGAGAACACUAGCCUUGCUGUACAACUCACUGUUCGCUUCGUAUCCUCAAAGCUUACCAGCGAGGUUCGCUCGAUGCUUUUGAGGUCUCCAAUCCGUGCGAUUGCAGAGCCUGACGCACUUCACAUUCUCAUCGGGCCUUCGCUGCCAGCUGAUAUCUCAAUCCAUCUCAAGUAUCUGCUCUACUGGGCUCCUGUUAAUCCCAUUACGGCAGUCACGUUCUUCUUGCCGGAAUAUCGCAACGACCCGUUCAUCAUCCAGUAUGCCAUGCGAGCAUUGGAAAAUCAUUCUGUUGAUGUGACAUUCUUCUAUGUUCCUCAAAUCGUCCAAACACUCCGUUACGAUGUACUUGGGUACGUUCAGCGAUAUAUCAUCGAGACUGCAAAAUUCUCGCAGCUUUUCGCUCACCAGAUUAUCUGGAACAUGACUGCAAACGCUUACAAAGACGAAGACUCAAGCAUCGAGGACUCGCUGAAGCCAACGUUAGACGUGGUCAAAAACAGGAUGACUGCUAGUUUCUCGGGAACAGAUCAGUCGUUCUACGAGCGAGAAUUCUCUUUCUUCAAUGAGAUAACGGAUAUCUCUGGCAAGCUUCGACCUUUCAUCAAGAAAAGUAAACCGGAGAAGAAGCAAAAAAUCGAGGAGGAGUUGCGGAAGAUCAAGGUUGAAGUAGGGGUUUACUUACCUAGCAAUCCUGACGGUACCGUGAUCGGCAUUGAUCGAAAGUCUGGUAAACCCCUACAAAGUCACGCGAAAGCGCCGUACAUGGCCACGUUCCGCAUCAAGAAGAACCGCGGCGGUAUGGAAGGGACAGAUAAUAUGCUGGAAAGGACAAAUCAAAACAAGGAGACAGGCCGAAACGGACCAGUCACGCAAGAAGAUACCUACGAAGUUUGGCAGUCAGCUAUAUUCAAGGUAGGGGACGAUUGUCGGCAAGACGUGCUGGCCUUGCAGAUGAUUGCCGCAUUCCGAGGCAUAUUCAACAACGUCGGCCUGGAUGUCUAUGUCUACCCGUACAGAGUGACGGCCACAGCCCCUGGGUGCGGCGUUAUUGACGUUUUGCCCAACUCGAUAUCGAGGGACAUGCUAGGUCGAGAAGCGGUCAACGGACUGUACGACUAUUUUGUGUCGAAGUAUGGUGCCGAGAACUCAAUCAGAUUUCAAGAAGCGCGAAACAAUUUUGUCAAAAGCAUGGCUGCCUAUUCGGUGAUCUCCUACCUUCUCCAAUUCAAGGACCGACAUAAUGGAAACAUCAUGGUAGACGACGCCGGACACAUCCUGCACAUUGAUUUUGGCUUCUGCUUCGACAUUGCCCCCGGUGGCGUCCGUUUCGAGCGCGCGCCUUUCAAGCUCACCUCGGAAAUGGUGGCGGUGAUGGGGGGCAGUACGUCGUCGCAGUCAUACAAGUGGUUUGAGGAGCUUUGCAUCAAGGCAUUUCUGGCCUCGAGACAGCACACGGAGAAGCUGUGUCACAUUGUUGUGCUCAUGCUUGGCAGUGGGUUACCGUGCUUUAAGCCGGAGACUAUUGCUCAUCUGCGGCAGAGGUUUGUGCUGGAGAAGAGCGAGAGAGAAGCGGCCGACUUCAUGAGGGAUUUGAUCAAGAAAAGCUACAGCAGCUAUUCGACCAAGGGUUAUGAUCAAUUUCAAUUGUUGACGAAUGGUAUACCUUACUAG